AAAAAUAUUACUAAGGCUGAUUUACAAGCUGUAGCUAAAUCCUUGCAAGAGACUAUGUCUCGAGUGACUAAAACUCUAGAUAAUAAAAAAAAACCAUAUAUACACCCUGUCAAUGAAAAUAAUCAUGAUCCUGUAGAUAAUAUUUCAGAUAGCUUAGCAGGAUUAAUAUUAAAUAGUGUUAUAAAUACUGCUAUCAAACAUGCUAUUAAGAAAUCCUCUUCAGGCCACAAAUAUUUCAAGUGCGGAAG
Dentiscutata heterogama is the source of this 248-nucleotide messenger RNA. Lineage: Eukaryota; Fungi; Glomeromycota; Glomeromycetes; Diversisporales; Gigasporaceae. The record is from the annotation of a GenBank genome assembly.